AUGAACCGCUUCCGAGUCUACGCAACCAAGACGCUCUCGGGCACCGUGGCUUCGCCGCGUACGUUCCACGCGUGCAAGCUCAGCCACGACUUCGGCUCCGCGCCGGCCCCCAAGCCGGCACAACAACAACAAAACAACACCAUCGCAGCCGCAGACAUCGAGUCCGACGUCAAGAAGCUGGCGGCGCUGGUCAAGAGCGCCAGGGCCGCGACCGAGCGGAUCGAGGGGCACGUUGGCGUGCGGGGAUGUAUCGUGGACGACGGCCGCAAGCUCGCGGGCCCGUUGUACAGGGCGAUCGGGUUCGAUGUGAACGUCUUUCAGAAGGUGGACAAGGCGGAUGUGAUCCGCCGGAAGUUGGCCGCGUCGUUUUCGGGCGAGGGUAAGGUCAAGGGCGAGGGCGAGGGCCGCAAGGUGUUGGAGAGGUUGAGGGAGGUGCAGGGGGAGAUGGGGGAGGUGCUUGGGCGGCUGGAGGCGGUGGAGAGAGAGUCGAGGGUGCCGGUUGGAGGGAGGGGGAACUGGAGAGGUGGGAGGUUUCUUGAUCUGGAUUGCUUGUAG
This is a messenger RNA of Colletotrichum aenigma, 555 nucleotides long. RefSeq lists its product as uncharacterized. The record is from RefSeq and is a predicted model, not a curated record. The transcript has a single exon. Bases 1 to 555 code for a protein of 184 amino acids. Lineage: Eukaryota; Fungi; Ascomycota; Sordariomycetes; Glomerellales; Glomerellaceae.